This is a messenger RNA of Ochotona curzoniae (black-lipped pika), 3711 nucleotides long. It is a transcript of the gene SIRT1, whose product is annotated as sirtuin 1. Bases 42 to 2282 code for a protein of 746 amino acids. The record is from RefSeq and is a predicted model, not a curated record. NCBI's taxonomy places the organism in Eukaryota, Metazoa, Chordata, Mammalia, Lagomorpha, Ochotonidae. The transcript has 9 exons. Gene Ontology annotation, molecular function: NAD+ binding.
CAGAGGAGGCGAGGGAGGCGGGCCAGAGAGGCAGUUGGAAGAUGGCGGACGAGGCGGCGCUCGCCCUUCAGCCCGGCGGCUCCCAGUCGCCUGGGGCGGCCGAGAGGGAGGCCGCUCCGUCGCCUGCCGGGGAGCCGCUCCGCAAGAGGCCGCGGAGAGACGGUCCCGGCCUCGGGUGGAGCCCAGGCGAGCCGGGCGGGUCGGCCUCCGAGCGUGAGGUGCCGGCGGCGGCGGCGGCCGGGACCUGCCCGGCUGUGGCGGCGCUGUGGCGGGAGGCGCCGGCGGCGACGGGCGACGAGCGAGAGGCCCAGGCUGCGGCAGUGGCCGGAGGAGGAGACAAUGGGCCUGGCCUGCAGGGCCUAUCCCGGGAGCCGCCGCCGGCCGAGCACUUCUGCGAAGACGACGACGACGACGAGGAGGGCGAGGAGGAGGAAGAGGCGGCGGCGGCGGCGAUUGGGUACCGAGAAAAUCUUCUGUUCAGUGAUGAAAUUAUCACUAACGGCUUCCAUUCCUGUGAGAGUGAUGAAGAUGAUAGGGCGUCACACGCCAGCUCUAGUGACUGGACCCCGAGGCCACGGAUAGGUCCAUAUACUUUUGUUCAGCAACAUCUCAUGAUUGGCACGGAUCCUCGAACAAUUCUUAAAGAUUUACUACCAGAAACAAUUCCUCCACCUGAAUUGGAUGAUAUGACACUGUGGCAGAUUGUUGUUAAUAUCCUUUCAGAACCACCAAAAAGAAAAAAAAGAAAAGAUAUUAAUACAAUUGAAGAUGCUGUGAAAUUACUGCAAGAGUGCAAAAAAGUGAUAGUUCUAACUGGAGCUGGGGUUUCUGUAUCAUGUGGAAUACCUGACUUCAGGUCAAGAGAUGGUAUUUAUGCUCGCCUUGCAGUAGACUUCCCAGAUCUUCCAGAUCCUCAAGCAAUGUUUGAUAUUGAAUAUUUCAGAAAAGAUCCACGGCCUUUCUUCAAGUUUGCAAAGGAAAUAUAUCCUGGACAGUUCCAGCCAUCUCUCUGUCACAAAUUCAUUGCCUUGUCAGAUAAGGAAGGAAAACUUCUUCGGAACUAUACCCAGAAUAUAGACACUCUGGAACAGGUUGCAGGAAUCCAGAGGAUAAUUCAGUGUCAUGGUUCCUUUGCAACAGCAUCUUGCCUGAUUUGUAAAUAUAAAGUUGACUGUGAAGCUGUACGAGGAGAUAUUUUUAAUCAGGUAGUUCCUCGAUGUCCUAGGUGCCCAGCUGAUGAACCACUUGCUAUCAUGAAACCAGAGAUUGUCUUUUUUGGUGAAAACUUACCAGAACAGUUUCAUAGAGCCAUGAAGUACGACAAAGAUGAAGUUGAUCUUCUCAUUGUUAUUGGGUCUUCUCUGAAAGUAAGGCCAGUAGCACUAAUUCCAAGUUCUAUACCCCAUGAAGUGCCUCAAAUAUUAAUUAAUAGGGAGCCUUUGCCUCAUCUACAUUUUGAUGUAGAACUUCUUGGAGACUGUGAUGUCAUAAUUAAUGAACUGUGUCAUAGGUUAGGUGGCGAAUAUGCCAAACUUUGCUGUAACCCUAUAAAGCUUUCUGAAAUCACUGAAAAACCUCCACGACCGCAAAAGGAUUUGGUUAAUUUGUCAGAGUUGCCACCAACACCUCUUCAUAUUUCAGAAGAUUCAAGUUCACCAGGAAGAACUUCACCAAAUUCUUCAGUGAUUGAUAAACUUACAGACCAAGCAGUUAAGAGUAAUGCUGAUGACUUAGAUGUGUCUCAGUCAAAAGUUUGUAUGGAAGAAAAAUUCCAGGAAGUACAAAAUUCUAUUAGGAACACUGAAAUUUUAACUGAGCAGUUGGAAAAUCCAGAUGUGAAAAGUGUUGGUUCCAAUACUGGGGAGAAAAAUGAGCGAACCUCAUUUACUGACACAGUGAGAAAGUGUUGGCCCAACAGACUUGUAAAGGAACAGAUCAGUAAGCGGCUUGACGGUAAUCAAUACCUGUUUUUACCACCAAAUCGUUACAUUUUCCAUGGCGCUGAGGUAUAUUCAGACUCUGAAGAUGAUGCCUUAUCAUCUAGUUCUUGUGGCAGUAACAGUGAGAGUGGGACAUGCCAGAGUCCAAGUUUAGAAGAACCACUGGAGGAUGAAAGUGAGGUAGAAGAAUUCUAUAACGGCUUGGAAGAUGACGCUGACGUUCCCGAGAGACCUGGAGGAACUGAAUUUGGGGCUGUUGGAGGUGAUCAAGAGGCAGUUAAUGAAGUUUCACCUGCGAAACAGGAAUUGACAGACAUGAACUAUCCAUCAAACAAAUCAUAAGUUUUAACUGUCCUGGUACAAGAGUUGUUCCACCAGCAUUAGGAAUUUUAGCAUGUCAAAAUGGAUGUUUACUUGUGAACUCAAUAGAGCAAGGAAUCCAGAAAGGUGUAUUAUUUAUAGAUUGGUAAAAUAUGGUUUUUUUUCAUGGAUAGUUUUCUAACUUCAUUAUUUCUAAACUUGUACACUCAACACUAACUUUCAUUUUUCAAGAAAGGUACUAAGUAUCUUUAAUCAGAGUUGGUCAAGACUUCUCACUUUCUUUUAAGGAUUCAUUUGUAUGAUACAUCUGUAAAUAUAAUUUUUUGCCUAGUGAGUGUCAACAUUUUAAAGUUUUCGAGAAGCCAUUGGAAUGUUAAAUUAAUAUAAAGGGAACAGCUUAUCUAGACCAAAGAAUGGUAUUUUUUCACACUUUUCUUUGUAGCAUUGAAUGAUUUGAAGUUCUCAAAAUCUGUUCUGCUAAACUUUUAAUUUUUUUAGGACAGUUAUUUUUAAACACUGGCAUUUUCCAAAACUAUGGCAGCUAACUUUUUAAAAACCUGAAUGGUAUGCAAUGUGAGAAUGAAGUUAACAGCACCUGGGAAAGCACUCAGUUUGUCUUUUUAAAGACUUGGUGCUAAGCUGAGCAUUUCAGGAAUAGUAUAUUUAUUCAAAUGAAGAUGGCUUUUGUACUAUGAAGAACACGUACUCAAGUCUAUUGGUUCAUAAAAUUAACCUGAAAAACAAAUGCUUUGGAAAUGUAUCAGUUGCUUUAGAAACAAUAGUUUUAAAAUAUUUGCCAUUGUUGUUUAAAUACCUAUCACUGUGUAAAGCUUGUAUCAGUCCUUCUCCAUAAGUAUUAAACUGUCAAGAUACAAAUAUGCAAACCUUUUCUGAAUCUAUAAUGAUGGUACUUUUAAAGGGGAGAUUGUAAUAUUUUGGACUGAUGUUUUUCCAUUAAUGAGAGCAACAGGUCUCGGAUUACAGUUCAAAGUAAUAAGAUGUUAAUCAUAAAUCAGUACAUAAUAAACUUAACUGCUAGCUUAGUAUUCUGGAAGGUGAACAUUAGUAUUACAAGUAAUAGCAGAACAGUUAAUGAAUGAAACUAGUUCAUGUAAUAUAUCUUUAUUUAAAAGCUUGGCCUGCCUUAAAACUUGGAGAUCAAUUUUCUCUGCUACAGAAGCUUCUAGCCUUUCAAAAAAGCCCUUAUUUUAUUAUAAAAUUACAUAGUACACAUUUAUUUUCGACUUCUUUUUAAACAUUAUUCCCAAACUGUAAAAUAUUUGUGUUGGUUUAGUAUUUAUUACAAGAAAAGGGAUUUGACAUACAGCUGUUCUUUAUGCAUAAAAUACCCAACAAGGACCACUAUUGUCAAAGUUGUACUGGACAUUGCCCUGCCCCAAAAUUUCUCAAUUUAUUUGGCUAAAGAAUGCAGUAUAUUUAGUUUCCCAUU